Messenger RNA from Punica granatum (pomegranate), 1752 nucleotides. NCBI's taxonomy places the organism in Eukaryota, Viridiplantae, Streptophyta, Magnoliopsida, Myrtales, Lythraceae. The record is from RefSeq and is a predicted model, not a curated record.
GCUUACGCCUCCAAAACAAAGCCCGAAACCAUCUUCUCUCUCUCUCUCUCUCUCUCUCUCUCUCUGUGAAAGGGAAGUUCGGAAAUCUCUCUUGAAUCCCUAGAGACUAUACCGAAGACCAGACCAGAGCUCCCUUCAGUCUAAUAAUAUAUUGCCAUUUUGUCGACUAUCCCUCCUUCCUUCCUUCCUUCCUUCCUUCCUUCCCGUGUAUCAUUACGGUGCAGCAGUUCAUCACCUCCGUAUGAGGUUUCUUUACCCUUUGCUGAAAUUCGUCGAAUCCCUCUUCCGUGCCUGAAUUCCCCGAUAAUUCCGUGGUGGGAGCCAACAGAUUGGGUCGAAUUUGCCGAAGAUUCCCCCACCGAGAAUAUUUUGCGCAGCUUCAAAUCCGCAGACUUGUCCCGUACGUUGAUAGGUAGGCGGGGGAGGACAAAUCUCUUUCUGGGUGUUCUUGGAUCGGAGGUGUUUUUACUUUUUGUUCUCUGGGCAUGGCGAAUCCACCGGGGAACCAUCAGGAGCCGGCUCAUGCGUCCUCGUCCGCUUUCAAUGGGAACGGCAGCUUGGCGCCUGAUAGCUCCGGCACGGCCUCGGCGAUGAAGCACAACCCCGGAAUCUCCAUGGAGUGGACGGCGGAGGAGCAGGCAAUACUUGACCACGGCCUCUCAGAAUUUGCCUCAGAAUCUAAUAUAAUUCGCUAUGCAAAGAUAGCUAUGCAGCUAAAGAAUAAAACAGUUAGGGAUGUGGCAUUGCGUGUCCGAUGGAUGACGAAAAAGGAAAACAGCAAGAGGAGGAAAGAGGAACACAGUUUAAGGAAAAGCAAAGAGAAGAAGGAAAGGGUAAACGAUUCUUCAGCGAAGUCAACACCAUUUGCUGCACGUCCAAAUGUUCCUGCCUAUGCACCACCGAUGAUUCCUAUGGACAAUGAUGAUGGCAUUUCAUAUAAAGCAAUUGGUGGUCCUACAGGGGAGCUGCUUGAGCAAAAUGCACAAGCGUUCAACCAAAUUUCAGCAAAUCUAGCAGCUUUCCAGAUUCAGGAGAACAUCAAUCUCUUUUGCCAAACUCGUGACAACAUACUGAAGAUUAUGAACGAUCUAAGCGACCAGCCAGAGAUAAUGAAGCAGAUGCCGCCACUCCCUGUAAAGGUGAAUGAAGAGCUUGCCAACACAAUCCUUCCUCGGACGACUCUUCCAAUGCAGUCAUGAGCAUUCACCUCUCACCUGUCGGGAUGCCUUUUCAAGCUAUAAGCAUAGUGCACCCAACUUAUUUGUGAUCCCACCUCCUUCAGUAACUUUGUCAUCCCAACAGCGAUUCACUUAAUCAAAUCCUAGAACCUGUUCAUGGGCGACUUUUUAACAAGUCGGUUGCCGGGGUAAUGCUGAUGAUGGGCUUUAGUCUUUGGUAUGCGGGGUUGGUAGCUUUCAUGCUUGGAUUGUAUCAAGAGGUAGGCAUUUGUGUUUGUAGGUGGUGAAAUUGCAUCUUUUAUGUGGUUAGAGAUAGGAAUCGGUGUUAAUAAUCUGCAAUAUUCGUACUUUUGGCGUAAUAUUUGCUAGUAGGUCUUAGCAUUCGAAGAAUGCACAGUCGCACACAUUUCAAUAUUGUAGGGUCAUUUGGGUCAAAUGCCCCGGCACUUGUAAGUCGAAUGCUGCCUCUUGUAUCAUUAGUGGUCUGCGUCUAUGACGAUUUUGACCUUGGGAUGUUCCAAUUAAAGAAAAUGUAUUGAUUGCCAGUCGGAAAAUCCCCUGUUGUUGUUGGCUA